AGGAGGGCGCUGUGGGCGGUGCGUGCCGGGCCGGCGCGUGCCCCCUCCGCCCCCCCCAUCCCGGAAGCGGCGGCGGCGCCGGGGCUUGCGCUGCGCAGCGGCGCCACCAUGAAGGCGAUCGUGCAACGGGUGGCCCAGGCCAGCGUCACAGUGGGUGGAGAACAGAUUAGUUCAAUAGGACGAGGCCUCUGUGUGCUGCUGGGCAUUUCUUUGGAAGACACGCAAAGAGAGCUGGAGCACAUGGUCCGAAAGAUCUUGAACUUACGAGUAUUUGAAGAUGAAAGUGGGAAGCACUGGUCCAAAAGUGUGAUGGAUAAACAGUAUGAAGUGUUGUGCGUGAGCCAGUUUACUCUCCAGUGCAUCCUGAAAGGGAACAAGCCUGACUACCACAUGGCAAUGCCCACAGAGCAAGCGGAGAGUUUUUAUAACAACUUCCUCGAGCAGCUAAGGAAAGCCUACAAACCAGAACUUAUUAAAGAUGGCAAGUUUGGUGCCUACAUGCAGGUACACAUCCAGAAUGAUGGUCCUGUAACAAUAGAACUGGAGUCCCCGGCUGCCACCAUUGACCCUAAACAGCUCACAAAACUUGAAAAACAGCAACAAAGGAAAGAGAAGAUCAGAACCAAGGUGCCCUCCGAGUCAAGUAGAGAAAGAAAUGCCCCCCGUAACAAGGAUGACCCCAGCGCCAGCAGUGGAGCAGAAGGAGAUGUGUCUUCGGAAAGAGAGCCUUAGCUCAUCCAAAGCAGGCCUCAGUCCCUCAUUCAAAAGCUACACUGGAUUCUUGAAGAGAGAUCCAGCAUUCACCUUGGCACCACUCUUCGACUUUGGAAAAGAAUGGAAAAUGGGGAAACAGAACUAAGACAUUAGAAACCCGUAUCAUUCUGUAUCGGAACAACCAAAGCAAUGCUAUCAGAUCCAGUUGUUAGUGUGUAGUGUCAGUAGUAACAAGGACUUGUACCAUUUUGUGUAUGUGUUUUCACGACUGCUGAGUCAAGGGUGACUGUAGGCAGAUUGUAGCGGAACAUUCACUCUCAGUACUCCAUUUCAAAGAUAAAUCAGGGUUUUUUCCUUAAACUUACACUUGAAUUCUGGAAAUUAUCCAAGCAGGCUUGUAUUUUGAUCUCGCUCUGUGGUGUCAUGUGCUCUCCAUCCCCGUGGCAGCGUGUAGAUCUGUGUAGGUUUUGGUAUGUUGUUCAGCUGCUACCUUCAACCGAGUGAGGUGGUCCAGUCUUUCUGCAUGGAUUAAGUUAUUAACAGGGAAGACUGGCCACCAGUCAUUUAUCACGUGGAACACAUCUGUCUUGUAAACUUUUUUUAAGAACAGAAAAGACUUUAUUAAACAAAUGAUGCCAGCUGAGCGCCUCUUGGUGUUUGUGUGUUGCGUUCCCUAAGUGUGUGACAACAUGAGUGACACUGAGGAGGGUUAACAAGCCAAGAAACCAGCAUCCCAUAUCCACCAGCGGUCACUAAUGUACCCUCUUCUUUGGAAGCUUGGAAGUCAGGUUGCUGUCCUGAUACCUUUUGCUCUUUCCACUGCAUCAGAGUCCUUUAGCUACUUUAUAGUGGCCAUCAAAAUGCCGCAGCAGCUGCUCCCCAAACUGCAUCACGAGCCUGCUGGCAUUUCUGUCCCAUUCAUCAGAGGCAGAAUAGCAUUUGGAAGCUGCUGGCAAACAACGAGAGCUGAGAAGCAGCUGUGAAACUGCUCUCCUGUGGGUGUUAAAGCUGAGGAAGUUUCAGGGGAGAUGAAAGACUGCAUUUAAACUUUUCCCUUGUAGCUUUUUGCUUGUAACUGCUUGUUUAGUAAAGUAUCAGUCAAACCAGGACAGGAGAGUUUCAGAGCUGCACCAUAACAUGGCUUUUUAAAGUACGUGAAGCUGAAGUAAAUACUUGGCAAACCUAGCGUUUGAACAGGAAUGAUGAGUAGCCAGGAUGGGUUGAAAUGUUACAAUUAGUCUUACCUUUAAUAAUUAGAUCAUUAUUUCACCUGGCCAUUACAUGCAGUUCAGCUUGGCUGAAGUCCCGGCCUUGUCACAAGGGGAUCAUUUUCACCUCCAGGUACGUGUGUUGUGUCUUGUCCCUUCAGAGUCUCCCUCAUCUGGAAUGAGAACCUGAUGGGCUGCAAAGGGCAAAUCCAUCAGGAAGGUUGUCAGUGACUCUUCUCAGGUGCCGGUGGGGCUGGUGGAGAACUGGCCCUCAGACCUCUCUCCUCUAACUUAAGCAUCCCACGCUCCAGUGUGUUCGAAAUCUUGUCUUCUGCUCUGCAACUUGUUCUUGAGAAGUUAAGGACAUGAAGGGAGCCCCACAGCCUGUUUGCAUCCUAAAAGGUAAGUUGGUAGAAGGCAAACUCAACAAGAACAAUAAAAGGUUGAAAAGAAAAAGUAUAGAUGUGUCUUGGUGGAGGCAAGAAGUAUUUUUGCAGCUGUAUUUAAACAGCGAUAGAGGAUAAAGGAGUGGCUAUUGGUCAAGGAUAGAGGGGACUUGAUGCUUGGCUCUCCACUCAGUGGUGCUUUCUCCCAGUGGCCUGAUGACAUGCUCUUUUCAAGUCUCUUCUAAUCAGUAUAGUUUUCCUGCCUUGUGUGGGAGAUGUAGUGAUAAGCUCACCAUAAACUGGGAUGUGGUUGUGGUUGGUGGGUAUGCAGGUGUGGGAACUGGGAAUACCCAGGACAGCGAAGUGUUUUGUAUAGGUGCUUUCUGUUGUCCUGUGCACAGCGUGUUUUCAUGCACCAUGAUUUGAUUCAGGACUCAAAAAAAACACUACCAGCCAAGCCCACUUUGUCAAAAAUGCCAUUUACUGUAAUUAAAGUUAUGCCCUGUUCUCCUAGCAGCAAAACCUAGGAGAGGGCACUUUUCCAAGUGCAGUUCAGUGGCUUAGAAACUUGCUACCUGUCCCAUGGCUUUUCCAGCUUGUAGUGAGCUGUAAGCAAAAAACAGGAGACUGGUAUUCCUGUCUCUGUUCCUCUGCCUGGUAUUUCUUAGGCUUGGUUGGUUCCUAGUGCGUUGGUGAGUUUUUGAUUUCUGUUUGUGAAAUAAAUCAGGUUUUUAGUCUGAAGUGGUGUUUUUUCCUAUAAUACUGAAAAUGACCUUGUUUAACAAAAAGGCAUGUUUGUUUCAUGUGUUUAUAAAUGUUAAGGGACAACGUUAAUCAGAAUCAUGGAAUGGUUUUGGUUGGAAGGGACCUUAAAGCACAUCCAGUUCCAAUCUGGUUACUAUGGGCAGAGACUCCUUUCACUGGAUCAGUUUGCUCAAAGCCUCAUCGAGCCUGGCCUUGAACAUCUCCAGAGAUGGAGCAUCCACAGCUUCUCUGGGUAGCCUGGGCCAGUGCCUCACCACCCUCACAGGAAAACAUUUCUGCCCAAGAUCUUACAUAAAUCUCUCCUCUUUCAGCUUAAAAGUGUUUCCCCUCAUCCUAUCCCCACACUCCCUAAUAAAGAACGCCUCUCCAGCUUUCCUGUAGCCCCCUUUCAGUUCUGGAAGGCUGCUAGAAGGUCUCUGUGAAGCAUCCUCUUCUUCAGUCUGGACAAUCCCAGCUUUCUCUGUCUGUCCUUAUAUAGAAGAUGCUCCAGCCCUCUGAUCAUUUCCGUGGCCUCCUCUGUACUUCCUGUGCUGAGGACACCAAUAAAUACUUCAAUACUUGCAGUCAACCUCACACCCACCAUGUUUUAGAGUUGCUCCACUUACUGAAUAGACAAAACCCAAUUCUUGUUGAUAAAACAAAUGUAUUGUAACGCUGGUGCGUGUGGAGUUUUGGGUCAGUCCUGAUGUAAGGAGAGGAGAUAUACUCUUAGAGUAAGAGAAUACUUUGCUAUCUAUGUCUAUUUUGUUUCUUCCCUCGUGUUUAGGUCAUGGGGGAAUGUUAACCAGUGUCAGCUGAGGUACAAUGGCAAGCUUUGUUUUCCUAUUAAGAACAGGGAUUCCUUUCACAUGGGUGAUUGAAAACCUUGUGGUUCUGCGGAGCUAGUAGACAAGGUCUGACAUAAAAAAGUGCCCAAGAUUGUGCCUGUAAAAUUUUUUAUGUAACAAAUUAAGAAAAUGAAUGAUGAUCACCUCCAAAACAGUUCCCUUCUGAGCUGACAGACGGCUGCACACAAUGCUGUCCAAAACAAUUCCUCAAGUCAUUUUCUGAGAGGCUGUUGAGGAUCUCCGUAAGUUUGGCUUUCACGGCUGCUGACAAAAAAUAGGUUCUUUUGAGCACUGACUGGAUCUCUGGAAAGAAGGAACCAGAUCUGAUGAACAUGGUGGAUGCUCAAACACAGGGAUGUCGUUAUGAGCUAAAAGCUAUUUAACAGACAAAGCAUUAUGAGCUGGUGUGGUGCCUUGAUGUGACCUCGCUGUUCACUCUUGCACAUCCACAUUUUCCCACAGAAGGCAAGAAUAUGUCUCUGUUUGACCACAUGUCCACUAGUACAGAAUACAGUGGUCCAGUUGAGGCCUUUCGCACUGUGACAAGUCAGAAAAUGUUCUAUAACCAUCUCUUUGUCUCUCCUCUCCCACUCUUGGUUCCUGAACUAUAGGGUUAAUCUCUCUUUUUUCUGGUAUUGGACCUCAUAUGUCUGUUUGUUACUCCUUUCACACUAACACAAGUGUAUGCAAAAGACUGAGGUACUCAGGGGCAAAUAGCUCCUAUGGUAGAUGUUACUAUGUCAAGGCUGAACCUUUAAAAGACCCUAAUAAUGGCUUUUCUAAAACUUUGAGUCUACUUGCUUGCAGUAAUAGAAACACCAAGUUGCAUUCAGAGAGGACGGGGUAGGAUGGAGCUAGCAGAGCAGGGACAGAGUUGUGUUUAGUGCUUUAAGGCUCUUUUCCUGUGUGCCAGCAGGUGACAGCAAAACCUAAGGAAUGGGAAAUCACUGCAGUGGGAAAGGAUAAUUUCGGUGAUAACUGAGGUAGGUGUUUUCUUUAGUGUGUAUGUGUUUACCUCUAUGUGGGAUCUGUAUCCUCCUCAUAACUGCUUUGUUCUAAACCUGUAGAAUAAAAUGAUUUUUUUGCAUAUCCAGGAGAUGAUCUGCAUGGUAUUUGUGCAGCGCCUCAGGCUGGCAGAGCAGCUGCAGGGGAAAAGCAAUAAUGAAAUUGGAGAUGCCCAGUGCCAGCCGGUACCACCGUGCAGAUGGCAGCAAUUCUGGCUCCGACGAUGCAUGUGGCACAGGUUUAAAGGUUUUCCCGAAAUGAUGUCAGUGCUUAUGGAUAUGGUAACCAUUCCUUAUGCCUGACAAAUUACCUGCCUACAAAAACAGGAGCAUGCUUUUUGAAUAAAACCCGUGUAAGAUUGUACUCAAAUACACAUGUAUUAGGUCUCUUUCAGGGGAGUUUGCUUUUGCUCUAGGUAAUCUCUGGACAUUUUAUGUUCCCUCUGCUUCUGCAGAUACAUUGCAGUUUAAAUCAGGCUGCGAAUACAUCCUUUGUUGUUGCUCGAGAGUUUGUUGCAAUGCUUUUACUACUACAAAGCCAGACACUAUUCAUUGUACCUGGGAUUUUUAUUUGUAGGUGCAGAGAAAUCAUAGAAUCACAGAAUGGUUUGGGUUGGAAGGGACCUUAAAGCCUGUUCAGUUUGAGCCCCGCUGCCAGGGACAGAGAUGCCUUCCACUGGAUCAAGUUACUCCAAGCCUCAUCCAACCUGGUCUUGAACACCUCCAGGAGUGAGAUACCCACCACUUCUCUGGACAACCUGUGUCAGUGCCUCACCACCCUCACAGGAAAACAUUUCUUCCUGACAUCUCAUCUAUAUCUCCCCUCUUUCAGUUUAAAUGUGUUCUCCCUCAUCCUAUCCCUGCACUCCCUGAUAAAAAGCCCCUCCACUUUUAUGUAGCCCCUUUUGGUACAGGAAGGCUUCUCUAAGGUCUCCCCAGAGCCUUAUCGUCUCUGGGCUAAACAACCUCUACUCUCUCAGCUAGUAAGGGAGGUGCUCCAGCCCUCUGAUCAUCUUUGUGGCCUCCUCUGGACUCGCUCUAACAGACUCAUGUCCUUCCUGUGCUGAGGACUCCAGGAUUGAAAGCAAAACUCCAGGUGAGGUCUCACAAGAGAGGAGUAGAGGGGGAGCAUCCCCUCCCUUGCCCUGCUGGUCACACUUUGGAUGCAGCUCAGGAUAAAGUUGUCUUUCUGGGCUGCAAGUGCACAUUUUUGCCUCACGUUGAGCUUGUCAUCCACCAGUAACCCCAAAUCGUUCUCCUUUCAGUCUAUUCUCUGCCCAGCCUGUAAUUGUGCUUGGAAUUGCAUUUUGCAAUUGCAGUUGUUCUUUGCACCAAGCUUUGUUUUGGGUAACUUGUAAGUCUCUUGUCCUGUUUCCAUGUACUACUACAUUCUGACUGAGAAUUUGUAUACUUUUUGCAUUAUUCUCAGGUGAUUUUUUCCCUACCCUAUCCUGACAGCCAUAAGGUAGUCUAAAUGCUAAUGGAGUUGAAAUGCUCUAAAAGAGCGUAUUGAGACUACAUCAGCUGUUAGGAAGUGUUAAUUAUUUAAGUAUUAUAAAUAUUGCAGGUACUUAUGAGUUCAUUUAUUGUAUUUGGGAAGUGAUUUUUGAGAAAGAGUUCUGUUGAGUAUCUCGUCAUAAGUGCGAUAUAUGAUCCAUUUCUGGAACAGAACUAUAUUAGCUUAAUGGUUCUAAUAAACUAAUUCAAUUUCCAUUUCUAUUUAUUGGGUAAAUGAGCAAAUGUGAAACAUUGAAUUAAAUUUGUCUAAUUUGUUCCGCCAUUAAUUUUUCAGCUUAUAUUUAGAAUAUUGAAUAUAUUGCAUUUUUCUGAUUUCUGUUUUUAAUGUGAAGGGAAAAAUAGUCUGUGUCAGCUCUCCAUUGUUUUUUAAGAGCAAAAAUAUUUAUUCUAGGGACAUUGAAAAAAUAAAAACGCUCCUGGAGAAAGGAACAAGCAAGGAAUGUGAGGGUGAUUUUGAAUUACACCUUUGUUUAUUGUUGCUUGGGCUGGAACAUUUAAGAAACUUUCUGUCACAUGGCAGUGGUUGUCGUUGUUUGUUUAGCUUGAGUUUUUAAACUUGUAUUGGAUUGUCAUCGGAUACGGUUUUAUAGUUUUAGUUCUAUUUUGAUGCUGUAAUGUCAACUUUCAACAUUUUUUAUUUGAUUUUAUUUGCAAGCAGGCAAGUGGAAGGGGCUGCACAGGGAAGUGGUUGAGUCUCCAUCCCUGAAGGGAUUUAAAAUAGGGGCUUAGGGAUAUGGUUUAAUAGUGGACAGAUAUGGUUGGACUCAAUGAUCUUAAAUGUCUUUUCCAACCAAACAUUUCUAUGAUUCUAUGUUUCUAAGCAGGUAUGUGAAACUGUUUUUAAUUAUUUAAUUCUUGAUGUUUAAGUAAUUUGAUAUAUUUUCCCUUAAGUAAUAGCAACAAAUAGGAAAUCAGACCUGUGAAUAGAUUAAAGACCAAGUUUCACAGUAAUACUAACCGCCCUUAGUAGCACUAGCAAAGUGGUUUGAUUGUGAUGAUAUUCCUUCUGUAACAGGAUAUUGUUCAGUGAAGACAAUCUCUCCGAUCCUUAAAUGACAGCAAUAGUUUCAGUCGCGUAGACAUAUAAACUAUUUACUUGCAAUUAUUCCUUUCAACCAAAAUGAAAUGUGUUGCUAUUAAACCUGAGGGUGCCUUAACCCAACCAGGGGAAUCAUAUGAACUGGUCUGUCAGUACCUGUGGGGGAAUAAGUGUAUAUGAAUACCAAAAUAAAUGUGGUAAGGA
Messenger RNA from Cuculus canorus (common cuckoo), 7665 nucleotides. It is a transcript of the gene DTD1, whose product is annotated as D-aminoacyl-tRNA deacylase 1. The record is from RefSeq and is a predicted model, not a curated record. Gene Ontology annotation, cellular component: cytoplasm. Bases 109 to 732 code for a protein of 207 amino acids. The transcript is spliced from 6 exons. Gene Ontology annotation, molecular function: D-tyrosyl-tRNA(Tyr) deacylase activity. Gene Ontology annotation, biological process: tRNA metabolic process. NCBI's taxonomy places the organism in Eukaryota, Metazoa, Chordata, Aves, Cuculiformes, Cuculidae.